CGUGACGGGUCUUUCAAGCGUGGACUCUCGGAAAAGAUCAGCACUCAGCAGUGCCUCAUGCAGCGCCUGCUCGGUGUUGACGUUCGGAAGAUACGAUUGGCUCGAGACUCUACCGUGUCCCUCGAUAUCUCGCCGGUGGUGCGCAUCGUUGCUGCGGACUGCGUUAUCUCGGGUGUACAUACGUGGAAAACGCCGAGUCAUUCCAUUUGAUCAUUUCUACACUCCAUACUCCAAAUUACGGAGUAUCCGCGCCGCUAACAGCCAGCCGAAAAACAGAAAUUCAGACAAAUAUGCACUGCUAUGUGAGUACCAUACCGGGGUCCAUAAACAAUUUGUUUCAAAACAAAGAACCAUGGCAAAUAGCAGCUAUGACGAGUACAGCCACCCUCGCUACAGUGUGGCUGUGGAAUUUCAUCUAUCAGGAUGAGAGCCUUUUAGAACGUGGCAAGAAACAGCUGUUCAGACUAGCUCGUUAUAUUCCCUCGGUGCGAGACAGGAUAAGUAAAGAGUUAGGUGAUAUUAAUGAAAACUUCGAAAAGGAUGUCAUACGCAGACUCAAGGACGCUAAGUUUAUUGUGCAGCUUCCCAAAAGUGGAUUGAAAAAUGAGAACAUCAAGAACUUAAUAAAUGAGUUUAUUCAUCUGGGUGACUACGAUUGGAAAGGAGGUCGUGUAUCAGGUGCAGUUUAUAGAACUAACAGCGAACUUGCGGAGUUAAUGGGCGAGGUAUACGCUUUGGCAUCUUAUACAAAUCCACUUCAUCCUGAUGUAUUCCCCGGCAUUUGUAAAAUGGAGGCAGAAGUAGUCAGGAUUGCCUGCCACUUGUUUAAUGGAGACAAAGCAUCUUGUGGAACUAUGACCACCGGAGGUACGGAGUCAAUUUUAUUAGCGUGUAAAGCAUACAGGGAUUAUGCUCGUGAAGUCAGGGGCAUCAGAAAACCAGAGAUAGUUCUGCCAGUUACCGCUCAUGCAGCAUUUGACAAAGCCGCGCAAUACUUAAACAUAAAAAUACGUUCCGUACCUGUCAAUCAGCACAGUUUUACAGUUUGCAUCAAAACUAUGAAAAAGUCAAUUACAAAUAAUACAAUCAUGUUAGUAGGCUCGGCGCCAAACUUUCCUUACGGAACUUUGGACAAUAUUGAGGCAAUAUCUAAAUUAGGGGUAAAGUACGGUAUACCCGUUCAUGUGGAUGCCUGUCUAGGCGGUUUUCUAGCAUGUUUUAUGUCUGAUGCUGGUUUUCCUUUACCACCCUUUGACUUCAGGCUUCCCGGCGUGACCAGCAUAUCGGCUGACACCCAUAAGUACGGAUAUGCUCCGAAAGGAUCUUCGUUGAUCCUUUAUCGAAACAAGGAAUACCGACAUUAUCAGUACUGCGUAACAACGAAUUGGCCCGGAGGUAUUUACGGGUCACCAACCAUCAGUGGCUCUCGAGCCGGUGGUAUUAUAGCCACUUGCUGGUCGACAUUAAUGUUCUAUGGACACGACGAAUAUGUGAAAUCCACUAAAAAAAUCAUUGAAACUACCAGAUAUAUCGAACGAAAGUUGAGGGAAAUGAAUGGAAUUUUUGUGUUUGGCACACCAGCAACAUCUGUCAUUGCAAUCGGUUCCAAUAAUUUUCACAUCUACAGACUAUCAGAAGCUCUCAGUGGCAAGGGAUGGAAUUUGAAUACCCUACAAUUCCCUAGCGGUAUACACAUUUGUAUUACACAUGUACAUACUGAGCCAGGAGUUGCCGAUGAAUUUUUAGAGGAUGUUAAGACGGAACUGGAAAUUAUUAUGCAAAGCCGAAGUACUCCAGUGGAAGGAAAGCUUGCAAUGUACGGAAUGAGUCAAAGCAUCCCGGACCGAAGUGUGGUCGGCGAUUUUACAAGAUGUUUUUUGGAUUCCAUGUACUACACCGAAGAAAAUGAAACACAUGAAUAAUCCCAUAUCUUCUAAAAAAUGUAAUUUUGAUAUAUUAUUACAAUGAAAAUAUAAAGUGCAUACAUUUUCUA
This is a messenger RNA of Temnothorax curvispinosus, 1993 nucleotides long. It is a transcript of the gene Sply, whose product is annotated as sphingosine-1-phosphate lyase. The transcript is spliced from 8 exons. Gene Ontology annotation, cellular component: endoplasmic reticulum. Bases 291 to 1922 code for a protein of 543 amino acids. Lineage: Eukaryota; Metazoa; Arthropoda; Insecta; Hymenoptera; Formicidae. Gene Ontology annotation, biological process: carboxylic acid metabolic process; sphingolipid catabolic process. Gene Ontology annotation, molecular function: pyridoxal phosphate binding; sphinganine-1-phosphate aldolase activity. The record is from RefSeq and is a predicted model, not a curated record.